Messenger RNA from Epinephelus moara (kelp grouper), 3247 nucleotides. RefSeq names its product nocturnin-like. The record is from RefSeq and is a predicted model, not a curated record. Lineage: Eukaryota; Metazoa; Chordata; Actinopteri; Perciformes; Serranidae. Gene Ontology annotation, biological process: circadian rhythm. The transcript has 5 exons. The coding region runs from base 1698 to 2861 and encodes 387 amino acids. Gene Ontology annotation, molecular function: poly(A)-specific ribonuclease activity.
AGAAAUCUGCUGCCAGUCUAGCUUUAGGUCACUGUUGGGUCUUCCAGCAAGACAAUGACCUAAAGCAUACAUCAAAAUUGGUCCAAAACUUCUCUGAAGGAAACCAAAAUCAAAGUCCUGCAGUCGCCCACUCAGAGCCAAAUUUCAGUCCUUUUGAGAACCUGUGGUGGGCGGUCAAGAUUAAUGUCAAUGCUCAAAAACCACGCAAGGUCCCUCAACAGACAUGUCCCUCAAUAGGCUUGUGCCAACCUAGUUAGGAACUACCAUAAGAUGUUGAUGUCAGUUGUGAGUCAGAAAGGUUACAGUAUUGACUAUUAAUUGUUAGAGGGCGAAUAAUUUGGGCCUUGUCAUUUUUGUCUUUUUCUUGUUUCAAUUCAGCUUAUCAGUGAAAUAUUUUAAUCAAGCUUAGUGAAGAUUUUCUCUUUGUUCUUUUGGAAGCAGUUAAACUAUAAACACUUUUGGUUAUGGUCAUUUCCAUGGAAAGGUUAAGGGUUUUGUUUGAUGUCAUAAAGGGGGCUAAUAAUUUUGACCAAAACUGUAUGUUGCUGCAUUGUUUUCAGACUUGCAUCCUGAAAUGAGUUUAUAAUCAAAUGAAUAAAGAAUACACUCACAGUAUAAUCUGUUCCAUUUUCCCCGAGAGCCAGUGCCAGACUCAUAUUCGUAAGAGGUUGUAUGACUGUGCCCAUAGUUUGGAGUUUUUUUACGUUAAUAUGAACAUAAUCAACUAUUAGAGAUUUGAAAAGGUUGCUGAUUCAUUUUCACACAAUAAUUAAGACUUGGAUUAAAGUAUACUAUACAGUUCUGUUCAUGUUAUAUGCCGUGAACGGUCGAUUAUGGGUCCUUAAAAAAGUCAUGGAAAAGUUUUAAUGAAAAUGUGUGGGAACCCUGUGAAUCGUUCAAGCCACAAACCACAGGUUGGGAACUGCAGCUUCUUACUGUAGUUAUACUGUCUCUGGGAAUAAUUUUGAUACAAGCCCAAACUAUAGUUUGGAAAAGUACAGUGUACUACUGCACAUGGAAAAUAACACUGACAUCACAAUUUACCGUCACUAAUGUUAUCAAACUGACCUGGGUGCUGUUACAACAUGCAAACUGAGGAAGUUAUUGUUGCAAAACACACACAGACCCACACACUCGCUCAGCUCAGCGCAUAGUCAUGCUGUCAUUGUUGUGCAGUUGUAACUGUUAAACUGUAAACCAUUAAAAUGUACUUAUUCUCUGUUCUGAGCCUGACUUAUAGUUACCAUGUUGACUCUAGUAUUAUGUUUUUGCCAGUGUUUGAGAUGAGGGUGUGACAACCUCUACAUAAGUCCCUACAAUUAUGUAUCAGAAAUAUAUCAGCCACAGUUAAGCUUGUGUGUAUGUGACUGUGAGAGAGCAUAGUGUAUUCCUCUCUCUCUCACCACCACGUGACCUGUAAUACUCCAUAUGGCCCGCUGACGUCUGUACUUCCUAAUCUCUGUCUCCCUGUCUCUCUCUACCUCGCUGAGGCUUUACAGGCAGCAGUGCUCAGCGAGAAGUCAGAUUUGUGCCUUCACUUUGACAAAAACACACCUGUCACUGUCUCCUGUUGGACUGAACACACUUUCAGUUCAGCCAGGAAGCUUAAUCAGCUGACAGCAAUAUACAGUAUCUGUUAAAGGGAGGUGUUAAGGACAAUUUACUCAAGUGUGGAGUGGACAUAGCUGUGGACAGUGAUGGACACUAUGGUGUGUCCGAUGGGUGGUGGGGCCACCAGGCUGUACGGCACCCUGACUCAGACCCUCAGCAGCAGCUCUCCUCUUCCCCUCCCUCCAUCUCACCAGCUUGCAGUCACAAACCUGGAUCCAGCUUUCUGUCAGGAGCAGAAGGUGUCCCCCGUAUGUGCCCCUGAUCCAGUGGAGCUGCUUCGACAGUGUGAGGAGGCCCUCAGGGACCGACAGCCUCGCUUCCACAGAAAGUUCACUCACAUCAGUGAUGGAGACAGCGCCCCAAGUAGCCCCAUCAGGGUGAUGCAGUGGAACAUUCUGGCCCAAGCUCUCGGCGAAGGACUUGACAAUUUUGUCCAGUGUCCCCCAGAGGCCCUCAGCUGGUCCCGCAGGAAAUACCUUAUCUUAGAGGAGAUCCUCACCUACCAACCUCAUAUCCUGUGUCUGCAGGAAGUUGACCACUACUAUGACACCCUCCAGCCAGUUCUGGCAGGCCUGGGUUACAGUAGCAACUUUUGCCCUAAACCCUGGUCACCGUGCCUGGAUGUGGAGGGCAACAACGGCCCUGAUGGCUGCGCUCUGUUCUUCGAUCAGUCACGGUUCGAGCUCCAGGAUAGCGUGAACAUACGGCUCUCUGCAAUGAGGAUUCCAACCAAUCAGGUUGCCGUCGUGAUGAUGUUGCGUUGUCGGAGCACACAGAGAUGCGUGUGUGUGGCAGUGACACACCUGAAGGCUCGUUCUGGGUGGGAGUGGCUCCGCAACGCCCAGGGCUCCGACCUCCUGCGACACCUCCAGAAUCUGGUCCAGAAACACUCCAGUGAUCCUGGGGCUGCCCCCAGCUCUGACAUUCCUUUGCUAAUAUGUGGAGAUUUCAACGCAAUCCCAACUGAGGAGGUGUACCGACGUUUCAGCACAUCACCUCUGGGUUUGGACUCAGCCUAUAAGAAACUCAGUCCGGACGGUUUGACUGAACCACAAUACACAACGUGGAAGAUUCGGCCAACAGGAGAAUGUUGUGCCACUCUGGACUACAUCUGGUACAGUCAGGACACACUUAGAGUGGACGCAGUUUUGGACAUGCCCACUGAGGAACAGAUUGGGCCAAACAGGCUUCCAUCCUUUGGCUAUCCAUCUGAUCAUCUCUCUCUGGUUUGUGACUUCAGCUUUAAGUAGGAGAAGUGAGAGGGAAAUCCAGCGCAGAGGAACAGGUUGAGCUAAGAAGAGACGGAGUCGACAUCGGCUCCUGGUUGGCUUCACUCAAGGAGAAGGCCUGCAGAUGAGAUGCCAAGAGAUGGAAGCUAGCUUCUGACUGGAUGGAAAAAUCAGAUAACUUAUGAUGAAGGUGCAGAGCAACAGCAUCGUCUACCUCCCCAAAGUCUAACAUUAUGCGUGUGUUUCCUGCACAAUGUUACUGAUCUGUACCUUCAUCUGUACUCAAACACAAACCGUACAGUCAAACUAAUGAAUGGAUUGGAAACUUUUUUGUCUAAAUAUAUACAUAUAUAUAAAUAUAUGCAGGAAUAAAGUGUUUUUGCUGCACAUGUGUGGCUUAUAUUUGA